Messenger RNA from Protopolystoma xenopodis, 243 nucleotides. The record is from the annotation of a GenBank genome assembly. NCBI's taxonomy places the organism in Eukaryota, Metazoa, Platyhelminthes, Monogenea, Polystomatidea, Polystomatidae.
AUGUCCACAAACCGAUGGCUUCACAGCAUGUCACUCCGAUGGUUUCAACAGGAGGACCAACUCGUUGCUGCAUACAUGCUCGCCUCCAUUCCACUCCACUCAUCUGCUCUCCUCUCCCCUCUUCGCUCACUUCUUCUCUUCCCCUCCUCCCGAGUGUGCCCAUUAACGCCGGCCCCGGAACUCUCCCCCUCGGACUGGCUGGAUUCUCUCGCUCUUUCCGCUUCACUGCACAGGCCCAUUUAG